UAGUUGUCGUAAAAACAAAUGUUCGUUUUCGGUAGCCUUAAGGACACACUUGUCAAAUUUCACGUGCGUUCUGUCAUUGAUUUCCUCAUAGCGUAGGUUUUAUUACUAUGAUAUCUUUAUCCUGUGUUCGACAAAGCUAGGUAAAUGAGUCUGAUAUGGCACACUGUCAUCUAAGAUCAUGUUUAUACAAGCAGACGAAAAUACUUUCAACCAGGGCAUUUCUGGGACGUUUUUAUCUUGAGAAUCCAAGGGCGCCUUGUAACAUCAGUGUAACAUCGUUGUUUAAAGAUCAUCAUCAACAUUCAAGUCUUUUCUCAAACAAGAGGGAAUCUACUCUGACAAGAACCGCAUUGUUGGAAAGCUCACAGUUCAGAUAUCUUCAUUUUUCUCAAACAGUUCUAUAUUCCAACAAAGAGAAAGGUAUCAAUGGUGGAGCUACAGAUGUGAAUGACAAGGUUGAAUCUGAUAAAAGUACUGAUGCUAAGCCAGAAACUGUGCCAGAAGAGAAGUUGACCGUUUUCCAGAGGUUUAAGAAAACAUACAAAGAGCAUGGGAAGGUUCUAGUUUGUGUGCAUCUGCUAACAUCCGCAGUAUGGUUUGGAAGUUUCUUCUAUGCAGCAAAAGUUGGUGUAGAUGUAAUUCCUUUAAUGGAAUGGAUUGGGCUUCCGGACAAAGUGAUAAACCCAUUUAGAAACUCCAGUUUAGGGGACGUAGCUCUGGCAUACCUUAUGUACAAGCUUGCAACACCUGCUCGGUACACUGUUACUUUAACAGGUACAAACUUUGCCAUAAAGUACUUAAGAAAAGUCGGUAAAAUGCAACCAAAAGACAAGAGUUCAAGUCUGCGUGUGCUAGCAAAGGACUCAAGAGCAGAAUUGAAAGUAAAAAGGAGAAAAAUGCAAGGAACAACUGAUCAGAUAAAAAGUAAUUUGAUAGACAGGCGAGUAAAAGUUAAAGAUCGAAUUAAGAAAUUGCGAGUGAAAUUGAAACGUCAGUCGAAUCUGAGACGAUUCAGGCAAAACGGAAUUAGAAAGGCAAAACCUAAUGGGAAAACGAAAAAGUAAAAACCUUCAAUGCAUUCAGUGUUGUCACCUAUGGUUGACCAAUAUUCUGUGAUGUUGAGUGAAAGUUUAGGUCAGUUUUAAACUGAAAUGUUUAAAACUACUUUUCCGAGACACUGUUGGAACAUAAUUAUUUGACAUACAGUCAUGUGAUAUGCACAUGUAGAUAUCGGAACAGAAAAUAAAUGAAUUCAGAGACUGUGUGUCAUAAAUAUUGAUUUUAUAGAAUCUUCGAAAAAGUUCUUAAUGCAGAUGAUUUCUUUUACAACAACAAAUGUCUUUUAAAUAUUGAAAUUAUGUAAGCUGUAAGAAAAUUUGGAAAAUUUAUCAAACCUUUGUAAAACAUUCAUAUAUUUGUUAAACAAAAUAAUACAACAUUACUGUUAACUGUUAAUUAAUAAUUAUGCUCCCACGUCAAAGAAGAGGGGGUAUAUUCCUUUGCAUAAAUGUCGGUUGGUCGGUCGGUAGACCAAAUGAUUUCCGAGUGAUAAAUAAAAAACACUUAGGCCUAGGAACUUCAAACUUAGGCCUAGGAACUUCAAACUUGGUAUGAUGAUUGGUCAUGACAAGUAGUUGACCCCUAUUGAUUUUGGGGUCAAAGGUCAAGGUCACAUUGACCUUGUAGGUAAAAACGGUUAAUGAUCAAUAACUAAAGAACUCUUAGGCCCUGGUAUGAUGAUUGCUCAUGACUAGUAGAUGACCCUUAUUGAUUUUGGGGUCAAAGGUUAAGGUCAUAUUCAUCUUGUUGGUAAAAACGGUUGACGAUCAAUAACUUAAAAACCCAUGAGCUGUUGGCCAUCAAACUUGGAAGGUGCAUUUGACUUGAGAAUUAGAUGACCCCUAUUGAUUUUAGGGUCCCAGGGCUGCCGAUUUUCCGCGGAUCCGCGAAAAUCCGCGGAUUUCGUGAGCUCCUGGGUCAUUUUUGAGAUCGAUGUAAAUUCGACAAAGACAAUAAAUUCAUUUGUCAUAUUUUAUACAGUACCCAAAAACCGGCACGCUUCGGCUUUUAUCCUUACGCUAGCCGCCUAUGGUACGUCUGUAAGCGCUUUUCUCAUUGGUCAUAUCGAGUAUUUUCCGGUAUUCUAUCUUAGAAUAACCAAUCAAAUUACAGUUUACAUUGUUGCUCUUGUCUGUUGUCAAAAUGCGUCAAAAUGUCGGAUAUUUGUCAAAUUUAGAGUCCAUGAAAUUGAUUUUAGGGCAUACCAAAUCAUUAGAAUCCAGGAGCUUCCGGGGACUUCGCCCCCAGGUCCCCCACCAGGGCUCUGCCCUGGACCUGCAAAGGGGGCUUGUGCAGCCCCCUUGACCCCCGGCGUAUUUUCCGCUGACUUUGCAAUUUGCUGUUGGCAGCCCUGUUAAGGGUGUAGAGGACAAAUGUCAAAUUAACCUUGUAGGUGUAAACCAUUUCUGAUCAAUAACUUGACAAGCCCAUAGCUGCUGGCCCUCAAACUUUGUAGGUGCAUUGGUCUUGGCCAGUAGAUGACCCCUAUUGAUUUUGGGUUCAUAUUGACCUUGUACUUAAAGACUGUUUCUGACCAAUUACUCAACAACUCAAGUUGCCUUGGUUGAUAUUUUAAUAUUAAACUAAAAAUGCUUUUCGUAUACACUUUUGAAGGUCUCAUGUAAUAUAACAACUUGGCUGUCAUUAAUGAGGCCUAUAUGAUUCAUUAAAUUUAUGCAUUACCUAUGUGAUCCCAAUAAUUAUUACCUAGUGACUAGUUAUGACCAGUAGAUAACCCUGAUUGAUUUUUUGUUCACUAGGUCAAAAGUCAGUCAUAAUAACCUUAUCACAUGACUAAUUGGCUGUUGAUAGGGGGCAUACAUGUUUUACAAACAUAUCUUGUUACCUUAGUGCAGUAAAGGGUUAGCAAGUAUUGUUUCAAAUAGGAAGUUAACCCAUUAAUGCACUAAGGUGACAAUGCUGUAAUGGAGGCACAUUAUGCCUCACAAACAAACAAAUCUUUGCUUUAAAAAGGGCAGGCAUGAGCUUUCUAAUAUUUAAAUGGUUUUAAAGAAUGUUCAAUGUUAGAUGCUAGUUUCUUGAAGAAGUAUUGCUACAAUAUAUUUGCAAUAAUAUGUUAUAAAAAUAGCAAAAUGUAAUUUUAGUUGAUGUUGGAAAUUCUCACAGUAUAAUACUAUUUUUAAUUAUCUGAAUAUCAGUAUAUUUUAAGUUCUAUUUAAGGUACUCGUUCAACGAGACUGUACAUCUUUAAAAAGAUUAUUUGAAAGUGUGUGUGUACUGCUAGGCUAGCUUGAUUGGAUUUAAUUUGGUUUUCUUUAGCAGAUGGUUUAUAUCUAAAUUCUUAAUAAUCCCUUACAGUGCUGAAUUUGUUAAUUAAAAUAGAUUUGCCCUGCUUUGAGUAUAGACAAUCCAUUUGUGUAAAAGGAUUUACUUAACAAACUUGUAAUAGUGAGUAGUGUAUGGUACAGUGCCUGAUCAAAUUACAGACUGGCAUGGUUUUAUACUGGUUUGCAAAUCAUCACAAUUAUGGUGUUCCGAUAUUAAAAGGAUAAACAAAGUAUGUAUUUUAUUUAUUGUGUUAUAUGCUUGUCAGUAGUGCUAUAUAAUAUAUGAUAUAUGGAGAUAUAUUAAGACUUUUAAAUGAAUAAAAUGUCUUCUUGGUAA
This is a messenger RNA of Ruditapes philippinarum (Manila clam), 3684 nucleotides long. RefSeq lists its product as uncharacterized. The record is from RefSeq and is a predicted model, not a curated record. Gene Ontology annotation, cellular component: mitochondrion. The coding region runs from base 156 to 1064 and encodes 302 amino acids. NCBI's taxonomy places the organism in Eukaryota, Metazoa, Mollusca, Bivalvia, Venerida, Veneridae. The transcript is spliced from 3 exons.